Molecule: messenger RNA, 231 nt
Organism: Prunus armeniaca (apricot)
Lineage: Eukaryota; Viridiplantae; Streptophyta; Magnoliopsida; Rosales; Rosaceae
Source: the annotation of a GenBank genome assembly
AUGGUGAUCAGGGCGAGGGCUAACUUCUCGAUCGGCGGAUACCGUGUUUCUGUCUCGAGUGAGCACCGAGUUGACAGCCGAGGAGGAGACGGAGAGAUACAAAGACAAGACGUCCCCAACUCCGGUGAUUUGAAGAAGGGGAGGCAUCAGUCAGUUGCCUUGGAGAUGAACCGGUUUAACGCUGUUACUCGUCUAGUUAGGCUUUGGACCUCUUUCCGAGUCUUGGGCUAA